AUGAAAUUGAAAACUCCGUCCAAGCUUUUCAACCCAUGCAAGAAAAUACUAAAACUCUUCAAAUUCAAACUCCGAAAACCCGUCUUCAUAACAUCUCUUCGAUUUCGUCGUAGAAAAUCGAAAAACACCGACACGAGUCGUCUAACGAAGAUUCGUGCGCUUUUCCGUUCGUUAAGGCAAAUAAAAGAGACAGAUCGAGUGAUUGAGAUCAUGAGUUUUCCAGAUGAGGGACAUCAUAAGGCACCCCACCCCUCCCCUCUCACCCCAGCAUAUGUAAAAAUGAGAGGAGAUUAUAAAAAGGAAGUCUCUGGUCAAGAUGAUGUUGAAGAUGCAUGCAGGAGUUUCGAGAAUUAUUUGAUAGAAAUGAUGGUUGAAGAAGGGAAAAUGAGGGAUUUAAAGGAUGUUGAAGAGUUUCUUUACUGCUUGAAGAAUCUCAGAUGCCCUAUUUUCACUGAUUUGGUUUGCAGAUUCUAUGGGGAAUUGUGCAAGGAUUUGUUUUCCGAUAGUCGCGAUGAUGAUGUUAAAACACCGAGAAACCUAUGA
This is a messenger RNA of Fraxinus pennsylvanica, 543 nucleotides long. Lineage: Eukaryota; Viridiplantae; Streptophyta; Magnoliopsida; Lamiales; Oleaceae. The record is from the annotation of a GenBank genome assembly.